Thyridium curvatum is the source of this 1782-nucleotide messenger RNA. RefSeq lists its product as uncharacterized. NCBI's taxonomy places the organism in Eukaryota, Fungi, Ascomycota, Sordariomycetes, Thyridiales, Thyridiaceae. Bases 1 to 1782 code for a protein of 593 amino acids. The record is from RefSeq and is a predicted model, not a curated record. The transcript has a single exon.
AUGGCCGCGACAAUCCUCUACAAGACAGUCUGGAGCGUCUGCACCCACUACAAGAUCACUCCCAAGCCCCUACUGACCAGCCAGCAACUCCGCGAGGGCCAGGAUGGCAUCCGCAUCGCCAGGAAGCGGUCCCUCGUCCCGGACACCACUCCCUACGCCGCCGCCGCCGCCGACGACAACAGCAUCUUUCCCUUCUGCUGUGGCCCCUACAACAGCACCAAGCCGCCGAAGCCCGACCGCCUGACCACCGACGUCGUAUACGGCUGGUGCGACCGCUGCGUCGAGAUCUACAGGCCCUUCUCCAGGAUGCACUGCACCGAGCUGCGCAGCGAGGCCGCCGUGCUCGGCUUCUGGGCCUACAUGUCCCGGCACAACAUCUCCACGGCCGUCAAGCCGGGCGUCGUGCCCCCGACCGCCUUCCUCACCGAGCCGGGCGGCAGCAGGCGGGAGGAGACCCGCCGCCGCAUGGAGUGCCUGGCGCUCGGCGCCGCGCUGCGCCGCAACACGACCAGGCGCGCCGACGAGAUGGUCGAGAUGGUCGAGUGGGUGCGCAUGGAGACGCUGCGGUGGGCGGUGAGCGGCACCUGGGAGGAGUACAAGCGGCAGCUGCUCCUCGAGAUGCACGCCGGGUACCCUGAGCAUCCCGGAUUGCCCCGAGAGGACGAGGACGAGGGCCGGGGCGCAACCGGGGUGGUUAGCGAGCAGCCCCGGCGACACGAGCAGAUGCAGAUGCAGAUGCCUGGCAUGCCAGCGCCGACCGCGAUCCCGCCCCCGCCGCAGAGAGCGCUGCCUGCGCCGCCGCCGCGCGCGGUGAAGAAGAGAAAGCUGGAGACGGACGCCCCUCGCCCGGGAUGCUCCGGCGGCGGUCCACCGAGAGCCCCUACUUCUCGCUUCGCCAGCAUCGACUGGGACCCGCCUGCGGCACCAGCGGCCGCGGUGCUCAACGAUGGCCGUCAUCCUUCCUUCAGGCGUAAGCCCCUGCCUCCCGGCGCCAGAGCCAGGCCCGCGGCUUCCAAGACAGUCUCGAGCGGGAGAAAGCUAACCAAGCGUCACCCGGCCGCCGAGAGCAAGGCCCGAGAGACGACGCAGGCCAGCCACGUCAUGAGCGACACCGACGGCACCAUUCCCUUCAUGAUGCUCCCCCACUCCCCGCCACCGCCCUCGAAGAAGCCCGCGCCGUCUCCUCCCAGCGAAGUGUCGUCGAUAUCGUCGUUGUCGUUGUCGGAUGAUACCCCAUCGUCGCAGAGCGGGACCCACGCGCCGCAGCAGCGAGACCACCUCGUGCCCUCAAGCAGCAAGCAGAUUAAGGAUCUCUUCAGCUCCGAUGGGUCGAGCGAAGUCUCGGGCCUGACGUCGGAGGCCUCCUCGGUGAUGCAGUACCCCGGCAGCAUCGACGCCAUCUGCAAGAAGGAGAAUCAGAAGAAGAAGGACGAGAGGGGCGAGACGAGAUACGGCGGCGCCGUGGCGCCCAAGGUAGGCGAGGCCAAGGCGGGACAACACGCGCCUGUGGUGAGCACGCAGCCCUAUCGUAGCCCGGAUAAGGCCGGCGUGCCGCUGCCGCGCCAGGAUGAUGCGCCAUCUACUAAACAGCGAGCGGCAGCUCUUGAGAAGCAGGCGGCAACUCUUAGGAAGCAGGCGGAAACUCUUAAGAAGCAAGCUAAAGCAUUUAAGAAGCACGCGAAACCUACCAAGAAACGAGCGGAAUCUUCCAGCAAACGGUUGGCAUCCACUAUCUCAGGAUCAUGGCUUAGUGCCCUUUUCACGCCGGUAGGACCAUACUAG